AUGUCGGCACAUCGAGUGGCCGCAUCAUUGCCACGGAUUGGUGUCACAAUCGGACAUACUCCACAAAAACUCAAAACUGGAGGCAUUGAGCCAAGCCGUCGAGCUCGACUUGAAGUUCUCCGUCGAAUUGUAACAAGGACAGUUCGAGAAGAGCGAGUUGAGCUGAAAUGGAAUCGUGCUGUUGAAGCGAGACCAUACGUUGAGAGAUUAAUUCAAUUGGGAGUCGAAAGAGGACCACUUGAUGAGUAUACUGCAGAAAUGAUGGAGUGGUGGCUGCCAGAAAAGGAUUUGAUUACGAAAAUGCACGAAGUGAUUGUGCCACGAUUCCAAAACCGAGAUUCUCCAUUCACUUCACUUUUCCGUCUACCGCCCCAACGUCUUCAGCAAUUCAUUCAAAACAAACGUGAGGUGUGGAAGCGUUACGAUAUUGGAGUUUUGGAAAUCGAUGGAAAUCCGUUCCCAGCAAUUCAGGCAGCUCAUCAAGAACAAUCAGACUCAAUUCUCGACGUAUUGCUUGCUGAUGCUCUCCGAAAUCAUCAAAUUACUCUUCAAGAAAAGCUCGAAGCUUCUACCGAAUCGAAAUAA
This is a messenger RNA of Caenorhabditis remanei, 585 nucleotides long. RefSeq lists its product as uncharacterized. Gene Ontology annotation, cellular component: ribosome; mitochondrial large ribosomal subunit. Gene Ontology annotation, molecular function: structural constituent of ribosome. The coding region runs from base 1 to 585 and encodes 194 amino acids. The transcript has 2 exons. The record is from RefSeq and is a predicted model, not a curated record. Lineage: Eukaryota; Metazoa; Nematoda; Chromadorea; Rhabditida; Rhabditidae. Gene Ontology annotation, biological process: translation.